Molecule: messenger RNA, 3962 nt
Organism: Petromyzon marinus (sea lamprey)
Lineage: Eukaryota; Metazoa; Chordata; Hyperoartia; Petromyzontiformes; Petromyzontidae
Product: focal adhesion kinase 1-like
Biological process (GO): protein phosphorylation; signal complex assembly
Cellular component (GO): focal adhesion; cytoskeleton
Molecular function (GO): ATP binding; protein tyrosine kinase activity
Source: RefSeq, a predicted model, not a curated record
GUGUGUCCGUGUGUUCAUGUGUACGUACAGUGCUGAACACGCUGCGGUCUCUGCCCCUUAUCAGCUUGCAGCGAAGGUUCCUGUUUCAGACUCGGCGCUCAAACGCAGCACAAAAAGAACCAGGCAGGGCUCCAGCGCCAUCCAGGACCCUCACCCAGGACCCACGACGCCUGCGUGGCCAGGGGCCCCUUGAAGCGAGUGGCAGAGGGAGGGUCGGAGACAGCUUCGAGAGCCCGGGCAUGGAGCCGGGUGCGGGAGUCGGUCACGGCCGCGCCAGGGACGUCAACGACCCGCUGGUCCCAGUUGCGGACAUUCUGUACGCGAUGGUGAGCCAGACAUCGGAGAGGUCGUCCAAGCGCCACCCGGUGCAGUCCUCGCCUCGCGGGCCCGCAGGCGGCGGCCCGUUCAGUUCCUCGUGGCCCCGGGAGCAGCAGGGCUCCUCGCGCGACGACUCGGCGCCACUGCCACUGCCAGGAGGCAGGGUCAGAUACGCGACUCUGGCGAGCGACGGCAUGGGGAGGCAAGGUUCCAGCGCCCUGCCCCCGUUGCCCAGUCUACUCCGUGACCCCGCGGUAGCCGGCACCCUGUCCACGCGACUCAGCAACCUCCCCCGAGCCCCCCGCGUGCAACCCAGCACCCGGCCCCCCGUGCCGAGCAUCCUGCAAGGUCCCCCCAUGCAUCCCGCCACCAGCGCCCUGCCUCCGUUGUCGAGCCCCCUUCACGACCCCGCUGUGGGCUGCAGCAGCACCCUGCCCGCGCUCCCGCGACCCAGCUACCUCCUGCGAGGCCCCGGGGUGCAACCCAGCGGCGGUGGCAGCGCCCUCUGCGUGCUGCAUCACUUCAAGAGCGGCGCGCAGCCGGGCAGCGAGAGCGUUCCAUACGGGGAGCAGAGCACCGUGCAGGACUUGGUGGACGCGAUGCUGCAUGCGCGGCCGCACGCGCGCGCCAUCGUGGGGCUGUUCGCGCUGCGCGAGGCCCACGUGCCCACGCGCGCCUCCCGAUGGCUGCCGCACACGUUGCUCGUGCGAGAUGUGCGCAUGAGUCACGUGUCGCCACUGCUGUGCAGGUACGACCUGCGGAUCCGAUAUCUGCCCAAGGGGUUCUGGGACGAGCUGGUCAAGAACCCGGUGCUUCUGACCUACCUGUACCAGCAGGAGUGGAAUGCGUUCCACGAGGAACACGUGGAGAGAGAGUCGGACGGCAUGGCGCUGCAGCUCGGCUGCCUCAACAUCCAGCGGACCUGCAACAGCGGCCCGUACAGAAUGGGGGACAAGAAGUUCUUCGAGCAUCUGGAGCACUCGGAGCGGGGUCUGCGUGCGUUCUUCCCGGAGUCUCUACUCACCACCAUGAAGGUGAAGUUGCUGCGGCGCCAGGUGCAGGAGGUGCUGCGUCUGUAUGCGGGACUCACCCAGGAGCAGUGCAUGGAGCGCAGCCUGCGCCUGAUGGCAGCCGUGCGGCCCUUCUACGAGGAGCGCGUGCCCUGCGAGCUGGGGAACGAGUGGCCCGUGCAGGUGCAGCUGGUGAUUGGACCCGAAAGCGACAUCAGCUACUCUACAGACACGACCGCCGAGCCGGUGCUGCUGGCGCGCCUGGACGCGGUGUGCAGAGUGGAGGCGGUGCAGCGAGCGGAGCGAGACUGCGUGCAGCUCCGCCUCAGGGACUCGGGCACGCCGCUCAUUCUCCUGGUCCGGGGAUCGUCCGAGGCCGAGUCCCUCUCCACGCUGCUCGACGGGCACUGCCGCGUGGCCCAGGGCGGCGUUGACGGGGGGGUCCCCUCGCUGCUGGGGGCUGGGGGGCCCAGCGGAGCGUUCGACGCCGACGAUUACGCCGAGAUCCCGGACGAUGACAGCACGUACUGCUGCCUGCCUGCGCGCCGAGGAGAGGUGGCGCGCGCCAGCGUCCGCGUCUCCGAGUGCCUCGGGGAGGGCCAAUUCGGGGACGUGCACCGCGGGGUCUACACCGACGAGGACGGCGUGGAGGUGCCUGUGGCCGUGAAGACUUGCAAAGAUCCCACUGUGUCCAAGGCAUUCCUCCAGGAGGCCUACACGAUGCAGGAGUUUGACCACCCUCACAUCGUCCGCUUCGUGGGCGUCAUCGCCGAGGGGGAGCCACAAAGCCUCCUCAUGGAGCUCUGCCUCUACGGGGAGCUACGCAAGUACCUGCAGACCAAUUUUCUGGAGCUGGAGCAAGACCUGCUGCUCUCCUUCGUCUGCCAGAUCAGCACGGCACUCUCAUACCUGGAGAGCCGCAAGGUGGUGCAUAGAGACGUGGCGGCGAGGAACGUGCUGGUGGCGGCGCGCGACUGCGUGAAGCUCGGGGACUUCGGCCUCUCCCGCAGUAUGGGGGACAGCGAAUACUACCGAGCCGCCAGUAAAAGCAAACUCCCCAUCAAGUGGAUGGCACCCGAGUCCAUCAGCUUCUGCAAGUACACGGCAGCCAGCGACGUGUGGAUGUUCGGUGUGUGCACGUGGGAGAUCCUGUGCCGGGGAGCGAAGCCGUUCCCCGGGGUGCGGAACGAUGAGGUCCUGGGGCGGCUGGAGAAGGGCGAGCGGCUGCCUCUGCCCACCGGCUGCCCCCCCAAACUCUACGGGCUGAUGGGGCGCUGCUGGGCGCGCGACCCCACGGCGCGGCCGCCCUUCUCCGAGCUCAAGUGGCAGCUCCAGGAGAUCCGCGAGGAAGAGAGCGCCCAGGAGGAGCCACGCGUGAAGGGGCCGUGGCGCAUGUCCUACGGGGUUGACCCUGGCCCCCCAAAGCCCACCCGCUUGCAGGGCUCACUCUCCCCGGAUGUGGACGAUUACGCCGUGCCGCUGCUCAAUCUGCUGGGGGAGCCGACCCAGCCCGGGCCGAAUGCGUCGUUGCUGCAGGACGAGCUGCUGCUGCUGCAGAAGGCGGCCAUGGUACGGGAUGGACUGUGGCUCCACGGGGACAGGGCGGGCAAGGCUGCGCGGCGGAUCGAGGAGCAGGACACCCCAGGACCUCAGCAGGAGGCGCCUCACGUCGUGCGGACGAACCCCGUUGAGCCGACGAGGCGAGAUGCACUCCCUACUACGUGCGGAGAAGUGUUCGCUCCUCGGAAGCCUCCGAGGCCUGGGGCACCAUCGGUGCCCGAGGGGGGCCUGGGCGGAGGAGAGACGCAGCUCACGGGAGCCAAGGUGCAGGCGGGCGAGCCGGUGGUGCUGGGCCGCACGGCGCCACGUGAGCGCGCAGGCGACGUGGUGUUCGCGUGCGUCACGCGGGUGGUGCAGGCCGUGCUGCAGCUCAACUCGCGCUCCGCGGACGCGAGCUCCGACGACCUCGUCGCGCUCGUCAAGACUGCGGGGGAGGCUCUGCGCGCGCUCCUCUCCGCCGUCGAAGAGGAGCUGCCCUCGCUGCCCCUCGACUCCCAUCGCCAGGUGGAGAUGGGGGAGCGGCUGCUGAACGCCGACCUGGGCCGCCUCAUCGGCAGCCUGCGCACGGCACAGCAGUACGCCGACACCACGGUGGCGCAGGGGCUUCGUAAGCCCCUGCUGAACCACGCCCACGUGCUGGCCAUCGACGCCAAGGCCCUGCUCGAUACUGUGGACCAAGCGCGAGGGACCGUGCCCCCCACCCCAACGAGCCAGGCGCCCCCCUGAGUCGUGCCAACGCCUGGGCCAAGGUGGAAGAUGGCGCAGUGCCCAACCCAAGUAGCACUUUGUUGAGCUGGUGGAACGGCCUUAAAGAAAAAUGUCGCACCAGCCCCAUGGCUAAACUACUGCCAGCAGCAGAAGCCUCUGCCGGCACCGUUAGAGAUGAGGGCAGCUAAACACCACCCGAGACCCCUUGCCUUGUCCCCGAUUAACCCCUUCCACAAUCUCACGGGUGAGCCUGAAAACAAUUCCCUGACCCCCUCCCCCCAACCAAAAGGAGUCUUAUUGGUGGCGUCAGAGGCAUUUGCACGAUUCUCGUUGUGUACACUGUUCUUAUUAAAAUCUCGUAAUCUA